Molecule: messenger RNA, 4117 nt
Organism: Meriones unguiculatus (Mongolian gerbil)
Lineage: Eukaryota; Metazoa; Chordata; Mammalia; Rodentia; Muridae
Gene: Casd1
Product: CAS1 domain containing 1
Exons: 18
Coding region: 121-2928 (935 amino acids)
Cellular component (GO): Golgi membrane
Molecular function (GO): N-acetylneuraminate 9-O-acetyltransferase activity
Source: RefSeq, a predicted model, not a curated record
GCAGGGAGUGUACUUUCUCCCGGAACAGUAGUUCUAUUGCCCCAACCUGGGCUCGGUUAGCUGCCAGUCCACCUGGAGGCAGCCCCAGAGCCAGCAUCUGGGCCAGGGCCCAACACCCCCAUGUCUGUGCAGCCGCAGCCGCCCGCCGCCUCCUGUGACCCGGUGACCCCGGAGGCCCGUCUGGGCCCGGUGACCCCGGAGCCCCGGGCAUCCGGACCCCCCUCACAGGCGCAGCCGCUAUUAAGGCAGGAGGCUACCAGGGAGGAGGAAGGGGAGGAGACAGGCGGCCAGGGCGCCUGGGGCACCGGCACGGCGGAGCAGCGGCGGCGAGGUUGGGGGGAGGCCGACGAGGGCCCGGGGCAGGCCGGCGGCACCGGGGCCGCGGGCUCGGGCUCCCCGGCGGGCGGCGCGGGCGACGGGCAAGGGAGCUGGUGGCUGCUCCUCGGCUGGCCCCCUCGCCGGCCGCCCCAGUGCUGCCCCUGCGCGGCGCCCCUUCCCCGCUCCGCCGCGCACUGUUGUCAUGGAGGAACCAAGAUGGCGGCUCUGGCCUACAACCUGGGCAAGCGGGAGAUCAACCACUACUUCAGCGUGAGGAGCGCCAAGGUGCUGGCGCUGGUGGCCGUGCUGCUGCUCGCCGCGUGCCACCUCGCGUCCCGCCGCUACCGAGGCAAUGACUCCUGUGAAUACCUUCUCUCAAGCGGCAGAUUCCUUGGAGAGAGAGUCUGGCAGCCGCACAGUUGCAUGAUGCAUAAGUACAAAAUAAGUGAAGCAAAGAAUUGCCUUGUAGAUAAACACAUUGCGUUUAUUGGAGAUUCCAGGAUCCGCCAAUUAUUUUAUUCUUUUGUAAAAAUCAUUAACCCCCAGUUUAAAGAAGAAGGAAAUAAGCAUGAAAACAUUCCUUUUGAAGAUAAGAUUGCAUCAGUUAAAGUGGAUUUUCUUUGGCAUCCAGAAGUUAAUGGUUCUAUGAAACAGUGUAUCAAGGUGUGGACUGAGGACUCAGUUGCAAAACCCCAUGUGAUUGUAGCAGGAGCAGCCACGUGGUCCAUCAAGAUUCACAAUGGCAGCGAGGAAGCACUAUCUCAAUAUAAAACGAACAUCACCUCCAUAGCACCGCUCUUAGAAAAAUUGGCCAAGACUAGUGAUGUUUAUUGGGUCUUACAAGACCCAGUUUAUGAAGAUCUCUUAAGUGAAAAUAGAAAAAUGAUCACUAAUGAGAAAAUAGAUGCGUACAAUGAAGCCGCAGUCAGCAUUCUGAACAGUAGCACCAGAAACUCAAAGUCUAAUGUCAAGAUGUUCAGUGUUUCCAAACUAAUUGCUCAAGAAACCAUCAUGGAGUCUUUGGAUGGCUUACACCUCCCUGAAUCAAGCAGAGAAACUAGUGCAAUGAUUCUCAUGAACGUGUACUGUAAUAAAAUCCUGAAGCCUGUGGAUGGUUCCUGUUGUCAGCCCCGGCCUCCUCUUACUCUCAUCCAGAAGCUAGCUGCUUGUUUUUUCACUUUAUCCAUAUUUGGGUAUUUAAUUUUCUAUGUAAUUCAUCGUAACACUCACCGGAAGAAUAAACCAUGUACUGAUUUGGAAAGUGGUGAGGAAAAGAAGAAUAUUAUCAAUACUCCUGUGUCUUCAUUAGAAAUACUUUUACAGUCUUUCUGCAAACUUGGCCUGAUUAUGGCUUAUUUCUAUAUGUGUGACCGUGCAAACCUGUUUAUGAAGGAAAACAAAUUUUAUACACAUUCGUCAUUCUUUAUUCCAAUUAUCUACAUCCUGGUUUUGGGAGUGUUUUACAAUGAGAAUACAAAAGAGACUAAAGUAUUAAAUAGAGAACAAACAGAUGAAUGGAAAGGCUGGAUGCAGCUGGUGAUUCUGAUCUAUCACAUCUCAGGAGCAAGUACAUUUCUUCCUGUGUACAUGCACAUCCGAGUUCUGGUUGCUGCAUAUCUGUUUCAGACAGGCUAUGGGCAUUUCUCUUACUUUUGGAUCAAAGGGGAUUUUGGAAUCCACAGAGUGUGUCAGGUCUUAUUUCGUCUCAAUUUCCUGGUUGUGGUGUUAUGUAUCGUAAUGGAUCGACCUUAUCAAUUCUAUUACUUUGUCCCCUUGGUCACCGUGUGGUUCAUGGUCAUAUAUGUCACUUUAGCGCUGUGGCCACAAAUAAUCCAAAAAAAGGCAAAUGGAAACUGUCUCUGGCAUCUUGGCUUACUGUUGAAACUAGCCUUUUUGCUGCUGUGCAUAUGUUUCUUGGCAUACUCUCAGGGUGCAUUUGAGAAGAUCUUUUCUCUUUGGCCACUUUCCAAGUGUUUUGAACUGAAAGGGAAUGUAUAUGAAUGGUGGUUCAGAUGGAGGCUAGACCGUUACGUGGUCUUCCAUGGGAUGCUGUUUGCUUUCAUUUAUCUGGCUUUACAGAGACGUCAGAUACUUUCUGAAGGAAAGGGUGAACCUCUUUUUUCAAACAAAAUUUCCAACUUUCUGUUGUUUAUUUCAGUAGUGUCUUUCCUGACCUAUUCCAUCUGGGCUAGCAGUUGUAAAAAUAAAGCAGAGUGUAAUGAGCUCCACCCAUCUGUGUCUGUGGUACAGAUUGUGGCCUUCAUCCUAAUAAGAAAUAUCCCUGGAUAUGCCCGUUCUGUUUACAGUUCAUUUUUUGCUUGGUUUGGAAAAAUUUCACUGGAGCUGUUUAUUUGCCAGUAUCACAUAUGGCUGGCAGCAGACACGAGGGGCAUCUUGGUCCUCAUCCCUGGAAACCCUACUCUCAACAUCAUCGUCAGCACUUUCAUCUUCGUCUGUGUGGCUCAUGAAAUUUCUCAGAUCACUACUGACCUCGCGCAGGUCAUCAUUCCUAAAGAUAACCCGUCUCUCUUUAGAAGGCUGGCAUGUACGCUUGCAUUCUUUGGCGGAUUGCUCGUCCUAUCCUCCAUUCAAGAUAAAUCAAGACCCUAGCUUCCUGAAACCCUACAAACAAACUCUUUGGGCUUACUUUGCAUCUGCCUAGACAGGAAAAUCAUCUGUCUAAAGUUAUCAAUGACUGUAAAUAUGAACAUUUGGCUAGGGGACAGUUUUGUGGUGUCCGUUGAACUUGUGUGAAUGUAUAUAUCAGCACUGUAUAUAUCUGAUGUGAAAUGCAUUAAAAAUAAUGAACCAGAAUGUAUCAUAGAGGAGUGCAUGUGGAGAAGACUUUUCUACUGGAUCUAGGUCUCCAUUUGUAGGUGAUGAUAGUUAACAAAUGAAGGCAGGGAAACGAUGACUCUCCAGUAAAAACAUGUAAGUUACCCAAUUAGCUUAGUGACACCACUGAGUGUUUUGAUAUCCUGUAACUCUGUGGUAAUGGUCCCGUCUGCCUCUGUACUCACAGAACCUCCCGUUCGCUGAAGACUUAGUACCGAAGUGACUUGCAGUGUCUCUUUCUGUCUUACGUGCAAUGAUGCGGAAUGAGAAGCAGUAUGUCUGUAACCCAUAUGUAGUCUAUCCGCUGUGUGUUUCCUAACGUGCUUUUUUUUUCUAACUGUGGUUUGCAGGUGUGUAAGCCUGUAUCUUUGUACCCUCUGCCCUUCACAGAGUUGUUCUAAAGCUCUGUGUCAAGGUCUUGUUAUUGUGGAUGUUGUCGUUGAUUAUUUUUUAAAAGGCCAAAUUUUCCUUCCAAUCUGAACAUUCUAGUUCUUUUCCCUAAACUAUACCAGGAUAAAAAUAAUCUACCCUGUGGAUCCAUUAAUAUUUUCUGGCCACUAAUUAAGUAUUACAUAUUAUUUCCAAUGUUUGGAAAGCUCUUUAUAACCAUUUUGGUAUUGCCUAUUAUUCCCUCAUAUAUUUUUUUUACAAUAUUUAUCAGCCUGAACCUGUGCAACAUAAUGAAGUUGAUUGAAAUGUAUGAUCAUAGUAAAAUGUUAAGUAAACUGCUGACUUUGGACAACAAAUGAUCUGUUCAGUCUUUUUAAUAAGGUGUUAGAGGUAUACAUUUAUUUAUCUGUUGUACAGAUCUGAUUAUGAUUUUUAAUGUAUGAAAUAUUGUACUUACUUGCUUUUAUUCUGUGUGUGGUAAGAUAUAUUUUCUGUUCAUAGUGUGUGACAAUAAGGAGUAAUUUAAACAGUAAAUAAACAUUCAGUGGAUGCUUAUUUUUGUAUUGGCAAAGUA